Molecule: messenger RNA, 2951 nt
Organism: Quercus robur (English oak)
Lineage: Eukaryota; Viridiplantae; Streptophyta; Magnoliopsida; Fagales; Fagaceae
Product: potassium transporter 25-like
Exons: 10
Coding region: 323-2737 (804 amino acids)
Biological process (GO): potassium ion transmembrane transport
Cellular component (GO): membrane
Molecular function (GO): potassium ion transmembrane transporter activity
Source: RefSeq, a predicted model, not a curated record
CUUUAAUUGAAGACUCUCUCCUAGGUGUCACUGUCAGUCCAGCAUUCCCUCUCUUCCACUUAUUAUAUAACUAUUCAGAAACAAACAGUGUUUGUUCUAGACUCAGCCAAACCAAUCAAUAAGAAUCAGCAGUAGAGAAGAAUUGGACAAUGUGCAGUCUCUUUCUCUGGGGAGGAUCAUCCACUUUGUGAUUUCCGUUCCGUCUAUGGUGCAUUAUUGGUUCCACCGUUUGGCAAUCCCAUAAAUGUCUUUUACAUGCAUAUAACUUGGUUCUCUUUCGAAGUUCAUCUUUUCAUUAUCUUCUCAUUCUAUCUAUCAAUACAUGGAUUCUCCACAAAGCCAUGGUACAUUCUCUGAUGAGUUUAAGCGGGAGACAUGGAAGCACACACUCCUUUUCUCAUUUCAAAGCCUUGGAGUAAUUUAUGGUCAAAUAAGUACAGCUCCCUUAUAUGUCCUUGGGACAAUUCCUGCAAAUGAUCUCAAAUCAGAUGAGACUGUAUAUGAGCUCUUUUCCUUUAUUUUCUGGACAAUGACCAUCAUUUCAUUACUGAAGUAUGCCUUUAUAGUACUGAAGGUUGAUGAUGAUGGAGAGGGUGGUACUUUUGCUUUGUAUUCACUAUUAUGCAGGCAUGCCAAAGUAGGCCUGCUUCCAAUUGACACAAGUGCUAAUGAGGUUAUGCAGUAUGAAGUGAGAAGCUCUUUCAAGGUCAAUGUUAAAUCAAGGGCUUGGAGGACCAUAGCAAAACAUAAAAGUAGUCACUACUUUAUAUUGUUCUUGGCUCUGUUUGGUUCCUGCAUGACAAUUGGGGAAGGAGUGCUUACUCCAGCUCUCUCUGUGUUAUCAGCUUCAUCAGGUAUUCAGAGAUCAUUGUCAUACAUGUCACAUAAAUAUUUUUCAUCCCAAAGGAAACAGGAGUCCAUCUCAAACGCUUUAGAAAGAUAUGUACCAGUUCCCACUGCAUGUGCUAUAUUGGUAUGCCUUUUCAUGCUGCAGCACUAUGGGACUCAUAAGAUUGGAUUUAUGUUUGCUCCAAUUAUCAUUAUUUGGCUUCUAUUUAUCGGUGGAGUGGGCAUAUAUAACAUCUUUUACUGGAACAAACAAAUCAUCCAUGCGAUCCUCCCAGUAUACCUGUACAGAUUUGUGAGAAAUACUGACAUUGGUAGUUGGAGAUCAUUAGGCAGCAUCAUUCUAUGCGUAGCAGGAUCAGAGGCCAUUUUUGCAGAUCUCGGCCAUUUCUCAAAGAAAUCAAUCAAGGAUCUAUACGUCAGAGUUAUAAAGAACUUGUGGAUGAUGCCUCUGCUGCAGAUUGCAUUUGUUUGCUUGAUUUAUCCAGUUCUUAUUUCAUGCUAUGCGGGUCAGGCUGCAUAUAUGUCCAAAAACUUGCAUGUUGAAGAUUUUAAUAAUCUCACUGAAUCUGUACCUCGGCCUAUUCGCCAUUUCUUUAGUGUAUUAUCCCUAUUUGCCUCAGUUGUUGGAAGCCAAGCAACCAUAACAGCCAGUUUCUCCAUCAUAAACCAGUGCCUGGCACUUAAUUGUUUUCCCAGAGCCAAAGUUAUUCAUACAUCAGAUAAGAUACAUGGGCAAGUUUACAUUCCAGAUGUCAACUGGUUAUUGAUGAUUCUCAGCCUCACAGUCACAAUUGGUUUCCAUGAUAUUGUGAGAAUUGGUAAUGCAACAGGUUUGGCUGUAAUUUCUGGAAUGCUCAUAACAACUUGUCUGAUGUCUCUUGUAAUUGCUCUGUACUGGGAGAAGAAUUUUUUUCUAUCUUCAUGUUUUCUGAUAUUCUUUGGCUUCGUUGAGACCAUGUAUCUAUCAGCUUGUAUGCUGAAUUUUCACAAGGGAGCCUGGUAUCUGGUUGUCCUUCUGGCAUUGUCAUUGACAUUAAUGCUUGCAUGGCAUUAUGGAACUGUGAAGAAAUACGAGUAUGAUUUACAAAACAAGGUAUCCACAGAGUGGCUAACAGAACUUGGUCCUGGCCUUGGAGUUUCUAGGAUACCUGGAAUUGGCUUUAUUUACACCGAUAUAGUGACUGGAAUCCCAGCUUUCUUCUCACAUUUCAUUGCCAAUCUACCUGCAUUUCAUCAGGUGCUCAUUUUCGUUUCCUUCAAGUCUCUAGCUGAGCCUCAUGUCCCCCCAAGUCGAAGGUAUCUUAUAGGCCGGGUAGGACCUAAAGAUUAUAGAAUUUAUCGUUGCAUUGUUAGACACGGGUACUGUGAUCACAUUAGGGAUACAGAUGACUUCGAGGAAAAGAUCAUUCGUUCAAUUGGAGAAUUCAUUUCCAUGGAAGAAAGUGAUUUCGAAUCCUUGACGUCUCCCGAAGGAAGAAUGGUUGUAGUUGGAAAGCCAUUGCCAGGACAAAAUGCUUUGAUUCCGCUAGAUGAUACUGACUCAACAGUUGGUUCUGCUAGCUUGGCAAACAAUGACUCUCAGAUAAGUCCAUUGGAUAAAAUUGGUGUUCCUGUAAAGAAAAAGGUCAGAUUCAUGUUGCCUCAAAAUUGUCCUCAAAUGCGGGUAUCUGUCAGGGAUGAGCUACAAGAACUAAUUGAUGCCAGGGAGAGUGGUACUGCAUAUUUCCUAGGCCAGUCACAUUUAAUAGUGCGUGAAGGCUCAAACUUUCUAAAGCGAUUCCUGAUCAUGACUUAUAUUUUUUGUGAUAAAAACUGCCGACAACCUCCAGUGGCCCUGAACAUUCCUCAUGCUGCUCUAGUAGAGGUUGGUAUGGUCUAUACCAUAUAACUUGUACGCCAUUGUAUUUUAAGUUUAUAACAGUGUAGACUAUGAGGAAUAGACUAAAAAAAAAAAACUGUGACAAAGAAAGGGGAAAAAAUUCCCUGGUUUAUGUAGUAGUUUUAAAGGAGUCUAAAAGGAGAGGAAAAAAGAAUUAUGUGUGUUUGGUGAGCUUCUCUGUUUUUGGAUUUGUUGACAGCCCAAGUAUGGGGAACAGAACAAA